Messenger RNA from Linepithema humile (Argentine ant), 2338 nucleotides. RefSeq lists its product as uncharacterized. NCBI's taxonomy places the organism in Eukaryota, Metazoa, Arthropoda, Insecta, Hymenoptera, Formicidae. Gene Ontology annotation, cellular component: neuronal cell body; intracellular membrane-bounded organelle; neuron projection. Gene Ontology annotation, biological process: synaptic transmission, cholinergic; protein localization to cell surface. The record is from RefSeq and is a predicted model, not a curated record.
CUGCUAUUUCUGGCAUAACUUUCAGCUCAUUCCUGUGACAGCCAGAGCCAGAUAUAAAGGAAUAAAGUUUUAGUAAAAUACUUUAUUAUCGAAUAAUAAUUCAGGCGAUUAAGACCUUGAUACAGCCCUGUGGAAUGAUAAAAAUAGCAGACGACAGUGCGCUGCGGUUCGGCGGCUCCCAUCCCACCUCUUCGCGGUGCCUGGAUGUGAGUGUGGAUAAGGAUUCGCAAUCCAUUUCAUAGUUUUAUCGAAGUUUUCUCGAAGCGCGAAACAUUUACGAACGACGAACCUACGAAAAUGGCCGAGAUAACGGAUUUCGGACCGAGAAAGACGAUUUUUAUACUUGCGAUCGUGGUCGGCUGCUUUGCGGUGUUAUGGCCGAAAAUUUUCUACCCUAUGCUCACAGCAACUUACACUCAUCACCCCACAUCAGAUAGCUCUGCGUGCUGUGAAGUAAUAUUUGAAAGUGAUGUUACUGCAGUGGACAUAAUGCAAGAAAUGUGUCAAAACAUAUUGAGGCAUCAUCCAGUCGAUCCACGUGUAAGAGAUGCGUUAAAACUUAGUCAGCUGACCCCUCAAUCAGCAAACUUAUGCAGAGAGGAGGUUCUAGCCAGAUGUGGCAUAGACUUAUCAUCUUUUCUUGCUGAAAGGGAACAGUUGGGAAAAACCUAUAAACAAGUGUUAGAGGAAAUUAGAUCAUUCAAUAGCUCCCUUUGCCUUAAGAUGAAUUUUGGUGUACCACUGUCACAGUUGGGAACACCUCAUCUUAUCAGAUACCAUAUCUUGAUGCCACACAGUACAAUACGACAGGAGCGUCGUACUCCUCCUCAUGCAGGCGGGAUGCAUCCUGCGAUGAGAGAGCGAGGAAGGGCGAUACCAUCCUCUCACAUUGUACCAAAGAUAGUGGACAGAGCUGAUCACAUUAUACCAAAAAUGAGGCCACCUCUUGGCGGUGCUGGUCAUGUUGUCCCAGCUGCCAAGGGGAAUGGCACAAUGGGGAUUAUAAUGCCACUGUACACGAUAGGAAUAAUUUUGUUUUUCGUAUACACCAUUGUUAAGGUUUUGAAAAAGAGUUCGGAUAGCGAAAUUAUUUCGGAAUAUCCAGGGGCAGCUGCCGAAAAGGAAUUUCGAAAAAUGGUGUUCAGUCCAGAAGCUUUCGCGACUGCAAUGACUGGGGGUACGCUACAUUAUCCGCGUGAAAGGUCACCACACAUGACUGCACCAACUAUAGAGGAGUUGAAGGAUCAAGCGGCAGGAGACAUAGAGAUAGAUCAACUGAGACAACGUUUGGUCGAGACGGAAGCAGCCAUGGAAAGAAUUGUUGUCCAGAUGGGCAACAUAUCACGUUCAGUAAUGCAAAACUCGGGCUCACAGCCAGAAAUCAAGGAGGAUACUGCAGGCCAGGAAUCACCUAGUAGAGAAGGUGAAGAGUUAGACGCAGCAGAACAAUCACCAACAGUUAAAGUUAUGGGUAUGGAAAUGACAGCUAGUUGUGAAAGUGGACAGAAAUGUAGCAGACCUACUACUCCAAUUAUUCCUACACCACCAAGUAAUCUUGAAAGAGAAAAAACCCCACCAAAACCCAUUUAUUUAGAGGGCGCGCUUCCGUCACAGUGUGAAUUACUUGUAACCGAUUCAGAAACUCAAGCAGAAAAGUCAGAGGAUGACGAUGACGCUCCUGUUGUUCUCUCAGGCAAAAUGACCCUUUCUCUCAUCAGUCUCGACCAGAUUCCAGCUGAUUUGGAGGAGAAAAGAGAAAACAAAAAAAAUUUGGAUAUCCAAGGAGAAGUUGCAAUUGAUAAGAAACAAAAAGGAGACGAGAAGAAAGUGGAAGUAGAGGAAGCAAAAAUCGUAAGCGGAAUCGUGAAAAGUAUGGAGGAGAAAAAAGAGGAAUUAAAAGAGGACGAAGAUGAACAAGGGAUUAAUGCCGAAGAAGAUGACGUUGAAGAAGAUGUUGAAGAAGAUGUUGAUGAAGAAGAUGUUGAUGAAGAAGAUGCUGAUGAAGAAGAUGCUGACGAAGAAGAUGCUGACGAAGAAGAUGCUGAUGAAGAAGAUGUUGUUGAAGAAGGUGUUGAUGAAGAAGACGUUGAUGAUGAAGAAGAUGAUGAUGAAGAAGAAUAUGUUGCUAAAGAAGAAGUUGUUGACGAAGAAGAAGAUGUUGAUGAAGAAGAUGGAGAAGAUGAAGAAGAAAAAGACAACGACAAACGGUAUAGGGUAUAUGCUGACAAGGCUUUGGAUAGUGAUGAGAAAAAUUAAAACGAAAAAGAAAGCGAUGGAAUUAUCACAGAAAGGAAAGACGAGGAAGAGAAGGAUGAUACUGACGAGAAAUAUGAAAAAA